Kwoniella shivajii is the source of this 1134-nucleotide messenger RNA. RefSeq names its product actin-2. Bases 1 to 1134 code for a protein of 377 amino acids. The record is from RefSeq and is a predicted model, not a curated record. Lineage: Eukaryota; Fungi; Basidiomycota; Tremellomycetes; Tremellales; Cryptococcaceae. The transcript is spliced from 11 exons.
AUGGCGACUGAGUUUGACGAUGUACUGACAAAUCAACCUGUUGUCAUUGACAAUGGGUCCGGUACUAUCAAAGCUGGUUUCGCAGGCGAAGAGCAACCUUCAUGCUAUAUACCGUCUUUCGUUGGUCGACCGAAACACCCACGGGUGAUGGCAGGAGCGAUACAGGAUAACUUAUUCAUAGGACGAAGAGCUCAAGAGCUCAGAGGAUUGUUGAAGAUAAAGUAUCCAAUGGAGCAUGGUGUGGUGACAGAUUGGGACGAUAUGGAGAGGAUAUGGGGCUGGGUAUAUGGUGAAGGCUUGAAGGCUUUGAGUGAAGAACAUCCAGUACUGCUUACCGAGGCACCACUAAAUCCACGUCAAAAUAGGGAUGUGGCCGCUCAAAUAUUCUUCGAAACAUUCAACGUUCCUGCAUUCUUCACGAGUGUACAAGCUGUUCUAUCUUUAUACUCAUCUGGACGCACGACGGGAAUAGUUUUAGAUUCAGGCGACGGAGUGACUCAUGCAGUACCUGUUUUUGAGGGCUUUUCGAUGCCACACGCAAUUAGAAGAAUUGAUAUUGCAGGAAGAGACGUGACGGAUCAUCUUCAAUUGCUACUUCGAAAAUCGGGUUAUAAUUUACAUACUUCAGCUGAAAAAGAAGUAGUUAGAACAAUAAAGGAGAAAACUUGUUAUUUAGCUUUAAAUCCUGCUAAAGAGGAAAAAGAUCAAAGUGGAGCUUGGGAGGAAUUCAGAUUACCCGAUGGCAAAGUGAUACAAUUGGGUGUGGAGAGAUUCUUGGCGCCUGAGAUAUUGUUCAAUCCUGAACUGAUAGGACAAGAGUAUCCGGGUGUGCAUCAGGUCAUCGUGGAUUCAAUCAAUAGGACAGAUUUGGAUUUACGAAAAUCGUUAUUCAGCAAUAUUGUGCUGUCGGGUGGAUCUACUUUAUGUACCGGUUUCGGUGAUCGUUUACUAAACGAAGUCAAGAAAUUAGCAUUGAAAGACGUAAAGCUGAAAAUAUACGCUCCACCAGAACGAAAGUACUCAACUUGGAUAGGAGGAAGUAUCUUGGCUGGAUUAAGCACUUUCAAGAAGAUGUGGGUAUCAGCAGAUGAAUAUAAAGAGGAUCCAGAUAUCAUACAUAAAAAGGCUUUCUAG